AUGCGUAAGACUUCAGAUUUUGAAGAUGCGCAUAAGGGUAGUGGGGAUAGUCAAGACAAAGAGCAAGAGUUUGUCUCUCUCUUUCCAUUCGCCCCGCCAAAGAUGCAACGACAGGAAAAUAGUCUCAGGCACACAGAAGCACGUUUAUUUCGCAACAAAAAAAGUGAAGGUGUCCUUGACGAAACGAAAAGCGCCCCUUUUAUUUGGAAAGACGUUCAUAAUCCUUUUGUUAGCGACUUCAACUCCAUGAAAAAAACAGCAUUGGUAUACCAGAAUGGCAAAAAUAUAGAUAGUAAACGAAAUCCGAAUCGUUCUGACUAUUCGAAGGACAAUGGGUUUCCCUUUAGAUCAAAUAAUGACAAUGCAUCAGAACCUAACGAUAAGGUUAAACCUUUUGUUAGGUCUUCGCUCUGUGAGAAAAAUCCAAGUUCAUUACCUUUAAACGAUAAGAUUAACCGCUGUGAUACAUCUGACUCUGGAGGUCUAAGUGCCCGGAAUAAAAAUACCAUCUCUCAGCGCGAGUGGGGUCGAAGACGCUUUCUAUGUUCGUUCUCCGCUGUGGAGGUGGGCGGUGGCCUUUCGUCUUCUCAGCGUGAACGCUUUCAGAAAUGUAUGGAAUCAGGCCCACCGAGCCAUAACCAAGUGAAGAUGAAGAUUGUUGAGCUUUUGCAGUAUUGGAUGAGUUCUCCCAGUGUGUCUUUACAAAUUCGUUCAAUUGUACAAGAUACUCUUCUUCAAGCAGGAAUCCAUGCGACUCCAGUGAGAGAAGCAUGGUCUGAUGCAUCUAGACCAGGUUGUUGCAAAUUUCAAGACACUUCUAAUGGGGGAGUGCAUACGAGUAGUAGUAAUUCUGUGAAUAAUCUGAAUACUCACAUCGGCUCACAUGACGUCGCCUCAGAUACGCAUGUACUGCAACCUAGCCUUUUGGAAGCUCAGAAAGGCUCUAAUUUCAAUGCGGCAAUCGGUUCAGACCAUUCGUUUCAUCACUCGUCCACUCUACCUCCAUCAACAUCCGCCGGGACGGCUAUAGUGUCGCUACGUGGUAUAAGUAACAAGCUCGAAAAUACUAGUAUUCAAAAAAAUGAAUGUUCAAAUAAUUCAUCACCAACAAUUGUACAAAUGACACCAGAAAAAACGAAUCCUGCAUCGAGCUUACAUUGUUAUUUACCCUCAACACGUCGAUUUUCCUUUGAUCCAAAUGAGCCGAAGCAUAAUGAAUUGUCAGUACCGCAAAGCCAAGCGGUUGAGGUACCUGAUACGCCGGAAAAGCAGGCUGAUAAAAACAAAAUCGGAUUCAGAGCAAAGUACAAUGGUUGGAGUUCUUUUUCGAGGAAAGCGGACGAAAAUGUAGUCACUACUACUGGAGUUGAGAGUUCAAAUCCAGGACCACCCGGUGCAAGUUACAAGGAUAUUCCUCAAUUUUAUUUUCCGUUAGGAUGUCCAACUACUCAGGAGAGUGUUAUCUCUGGAGCUGUUAGUUCAAAAAUUCAGAAUCCACAUUUAAAAAUGUUAGAUUGUGUUCCUUUAGCAAGCGCGAUGUACGACACCACUGAGCCUGCCUGUGAUUCACUGGCAUCCUCUACGAAUGGAGAAAAAGUCCCUAUUCACCGUGAUUUCACAAUGCCCUCUAUGUCAACUCUUCGAUGCAUGGAGGAUAGACGCGUCAGUCAAUAUCUCCAUAAAGAAUUUUCCCGAGUCCCUCCCCCUCACAAGCUUAAAUGCAAAACUCAUUUGCCUGAAAAUCAGCUUGAUGGGUUUCGAAGAACUCCACAACUCACUAAACGAGAGUCAAACUACAAACAUUGCCUUAUUGAAUGCAUUGAGCGCAUUUGUGUUGAAUGUUUUGGGGUGCCACGCUACUUUGCCUUCAUCAUUUUAUACCUUAUUCAGAACAAUUUUGCUGUUAACUCUUCAGAUGCACCGAGCCCUUGCGCUGGGGGCAGGCCUGGACUGUCCUCUUCCACAAACGGACUAGUUUCAUCACCUCGUACCAAAAACAUUACUGCAUCGCAUUUGCUGGAAUUUUAUCAUGACCACCUAAAAGGAAAGGAUAGUAUCCGACGAACAUUUGACCUGCUUAUUCUUUCAAGUCUCAAGAACAGUGUCACCGCUGCUGAUAAUCGGAAAUCUCGACAUCAUGAACCUCUUGCGCAGCGCACUACCGCGCCACGAUCGUUUCUUCUACCAGAAGAUUUUGUAGGGUACAUAAAUGUACUACUACAACACCACCCAGGUCUUUCGUUUCUUAAGAAAACCCCUGAAUUUCGGCCCAAAUAUAUGAAUACUGUGAUUUACAGAAUAUUCUAUGAAAUAGACCGAUACGACAGGGGGAAUAUCAGUUAUGCAGAUUUCGCAUCGUCGCGUUUGAUGGAUGCCUUUCGACAGGUGGAUGCCACUCCAGACAUUAAUUCGGUCUUACUUUUUUUCUCUUAUGAGCACUUCUACGUCCUUUACUGCCGGUUUUGGGAGCUAGAUGAGGAUUGUGAUAUGAUAAUAUCACAAAGGGAUUUUUCGAGAUAUUACCCUGAUAACACUUUCAACCCGCUCAUUAUUCAACGUAUUUUUAGUGGUGUCGGUCGCCGUAUUCGAUGUGAAGUGGAGGGAUACAUUGGGUAUGAAGAUUUUGUGUGGUUUUGUCUCUCAGAGGAAGAUAAGUCUACCCCGCAAGCUAUACGAUAUUGGUUUCGAAUUCUAGACCUAGAUGGGGAUGGCAUUCUGUCUAUUUAUGAGAUGCAGACUUUUUAUAAUAUGCUGAUGGAGAAGAUAUCCUUUGUAGGUGAGAAUGCCGUUUGCUUUGAGGAUGUGAUUCGUCAAGUAUUCGAUAUGAUACGUUGCCCGGAGUAUCGUGGCUUAACCUUGGCAGACUUGUUGAACGAUCCUGAGGCGGCACACGUAUUGCUGAACAUGUUCACUGACUUUGUUAAACUAUUGCAAUAUGAACAGAGUGAUCCGCUUGUGGUACAUCAGGAACGCCUAGUCGGGGGACCUGAGCAGAGCCAUUGGGACCGCUUUGCUCGCGCAGAAUAUGAUCGUAUGGCGCAGGAAACUGACCUGUAA
Molecule: messenger RNA, 3057 nt
Organism: Phytomonas sp. EM1
Lineage: Eukaryota; Euglenozoa; Kinetoplastea; Trypanosomatida; Trypanosomatidae
Source: the annotation of a GenBank genome assembly